UUUUUUUCAAAAGUAAACAAACCUUUUUUUUCAAAAUUUUAUAUAAAAAAUGUAAAUUUUCUAUAAGAUAUACAAUAAAAUUUUAUACAUUACCAAUUUCCAAAACAAUACACAAUAUUUUUUUUAUAUUAUAAAAUAAUUAUAAUGGAAAAUUAUUUUUAAGAUUAAGAAAGAUAUGAUAUAUAAUGACUUCGGCGGAACAAUUUAUUAGUUUAAUUACUGUAGCAAGUGCUAAAAAAUUAGCAACAGCUUUAAUUUUAUGUUUUAUUUUUUAUCAUGGAAUGUUGCAUAUUCUUUAUGAUAGCGAUUCUUGUAAAUGGUUAUUAACUGAAGGUAGAUAUAAAGGUGAUAAAGAAUGGCAACCAUACGGCUGUAUGAUGCAUCAUUAUACACAAACAGAUAGUCGAAGAUGUCUUAGAUAUUUAGCAUUUAUGGGUCAUCAUAAUCAAUUUGUUUUUAUUGGUGAUGCACGAAUUAGACAAUUGUAUAAAACAUUUGUAUCACAAUUUAUGGUUGAUGGUAAAACAUCUGAUUUAGUGGAAUUGCCAGAAAAUUCAGAUCUCAAUUUCAAUGAUGCACAAUUAAGACUUAAUGUUCAAUUUUUAUGGAGACCGCAAAUUAACGCAGCAAUGAUAUCAAAUUUUCGGAAUUGGAUGUCAGGAGAAUCACCGAGUAUGAUUAUUGCCGGUUGUGCUGUGGCCGAUAUUCUUGCAAAUAAUGCCAGUGAUCUUACGUUACAUUCAAUAUAUAGUAGAAAUUUAAUGAAUCUUGUUCGUCCAGCUGAAGUUCUUGCACAAAAGGGUUCGCGCUUUUUAUGGACAUUACAGGAUCCGAUUUUAAAAGAACGUCUAUCGCCACAAUUCUCAAAUGUCGAUAAUAGACAAAUUGACGUUUGUAAUAAGGCAGCUGUUGAGGUAUUAUCACACAGUGAUGCUCAUUUAUGGGAAAGCAGUAGACUCGUAGGCGGUGGAAUUUUAGAACAAAGUCCAGAUGGAUAUUUAUCAAGUCCUUUAUCAUUACGACACAAAAUUCAAAUUCUUUUAAAUACACAUUGUAAUGAUCAUAUGAAUUUUGAUGAUGGUAGUUGUUGUAGUUCUCCAGAAGCUGCAACAACUUUACAACUUGUUUCACUUUUCGUCCUUGCUUUAUGCAUAAUAAUAGGUGGUAGUAUUUGGUUGUAUCGAAAAAUUUGUCAAUAUCAAACUGAAGUUUUAUAUUCCGGUUUGGCAAUGGAAGAAAUUGAGAGAGAAGAAACUGAUAUUUUAAAAAGUGAAGCACCUCAAGUACAAGAUUUUUAUACACUUGUUACUUCGUUAGCGCUCUUAUCGAUUAUACUUGCUUAUUUUUAUUUAUGUGACAGAACUAAUUUUUUCAUGAAGGAAAAUAAAUAUUAUAGUGAAUUUAGUUUUUGGUUACCACUGGGAUAUAUUUUAGCAUUAAGCCUUUUUUUCACUGAGGAUCGUGAACGUGGUCCAAGAUUUUUAAAUCGUGAACAAACUGAUGAAUGGAGAGGACUUAUGCAGGCAGUUGUAUUAAUAUAUCAUGUGACAGGCGCAAAAAAUGUGCUACCAAUUUAUAUGCAUUUGAGACUUAUAAAUUCUGCAUAUUUAUUUCUUUCUGGCUAUGGACAUUUUUAUUAUUUUUGGCAAACUGGCGAUAUUUCACUAGUUAGAUUUUUUCGGGUACUUUUUAGAUUAAAUCUCUUAACUGUGUCUCUCUGUCUUUGUAUGAAUAGACCUUAUCAAUUUUAUCAUUUUGUGCCCUUGGCUUCUUUUUGGUUUUUAAUUGUUUAUUUCUUGGCCUGGUUGCCUCCGAGAGUUUAUUCUGGAACUUUAGCCGAAUAUGGACCGAGAGCAUUGCUUUAUUUAGCCCUUAAACUAUUGGGUCUUAUUUGCAUCAUUACGAUUCUCUAUAUGUCAGAGGUAUUUUUUGAAAAGAUAUUUGUGACUCGACCUUGGAAGGCAUUAUUUGUAACAACGGAUGAUGAUAUUCGAGAAUGGUGGUCAAGAUGGCGUGUUGAUAGAUACAGUGUUGCUUGGGGAAUUGCUUUUGGAGCUGGUUUAGUGGGUCUUCAAAGAGUUGAUCAUAUUCCAGGAACAACUAUGGCUCCAAUAUUGGCACUUAUUUCUUUAGCUGCCUACACUAGUUACACACUUCUUUGUCAUUCUUUUUCCGAAUGUGAAGAGAUUCAUUCUUACGUUGCAUUUAUUCCAAUUUUGGGUUAUAUUGUCCUUCGAAAUGCUUCAUUGGCAUUGCGAGGAAAACAUUCAUCGCUUUUGGCUGGUCUUGGUCGAAUUAGUUUAGAAACUUUGGUCAGUCAAGGACAUGUUUGGCUCGCAGCUGAUUCUCAUGGUGUUCUAGUUCUUUUACCACGAUUUCCAGUAUUAAAUCUACUGCUUUCUUCUUUUAUUUUUAUUUGUGCUAGUCAUGAGAUACACAGAUUAACAUUAGUUCUUGCACCUUAUGCCGUGCCAAGUGAUUGGAAAUUGGUUAUACGAAAUCUUCUACUUUUUACUGUGGUCCUAGUUCCAAUUGGAAUACAUGAUGGUAUGUUUUAAUUAAGUUAAAAUGAGGCUAUAAUUUAUAAUUCUUAACAAUAAGUUUAUUAAAAAUCGUAAAAUUUGUAAAUAUGUACAAAGAAAAUAAAAAUCUAGAUAGCAGAGUGAUUUAAAAUUCUGAAACUAAAAUAUUGUACAAAAAAAAAAUAGGUGUUUCGAAUCACUCUGAUUUUGUAUAUUUUAAAAAUUCA
Leptopilina boulardi is the source of this 2749-nucleotide messenger RNA. Its product is annotated as N-acetylneuraminate 9-O-acetyltransferase. The transcript has 11 exons. NCBI's taxonomy places the organism in Eukaryota, Metazoa, Arthropoda, Insecta, Hymenoptera, Figitidae. The record is from RefSeq and is a predicted model, not a curated record. The coding region runs from base 186 to 2558 and encodes 790 amino acids.